Gadus morhua (Atlantic cod) is the source of this 6097-nucleotide messenger RNA. RefSeq names its product potassium/sodium hyperpolarization-activated cyclic nucleotide-gated channel 2. NCBI's taxonomy places the organism in Eukaryota, Metazoa, Chordata, Actinopteri, Gadiformes, Gadidae. Gene Ontology annotation, biological process: sodium ion transmembrane transport; regulation of membrane depolarization; potassium ion transmembrane transport. The record is from RefSeq and is a predicted model, not a curated record. The coding region runs from base 1 to 4611 and encodes 1536 amino acids. Gene Ontology annotation, molecular function: voltage-gated potassium channel activity. Gene Ontology annotation, cellular component: HCN channel complex; axon; dendrite. The transcript is spliced from 9 exons.
AUGGAUGGGGUGGCUGGAGGCACGGGCACCCCGGGCAGUGCUGGGGGGUCCGGGGGUGGCAGCCUGCCCCGGCGCAGCGCGGGGGACUCCAAGCGGCGCAGUAAAGGCAGCAGCCUUCCCUCCUCCGGCUACCGGCUUUCCCAGGCCUCCCUGGAGGGGGAGCGGGGCUCCGUGGGGGGCGACAGCACCGGGAACAGGCGCCGCCUCUCCAUCAUGAGCGCCUCCAACAGGGACAGCCUCCCAUUCCUCCGCCCCGCCGGGACCCCCACCACACCCAUCGCCCUGCCUCCUCCUCCCAUCUCCUCCCCCGCUGGCAACUCCUCCUCGUCCCUGCCCCCGCCGCGCUCUGUCGGCGUCCGCUCCGCCCUGGCCUCCACCUCCUCUGCGGGCACCGGGGUGCUGGUGGUGGCGACGGGCGGAGCCACGGAGACCACCACCACCACCACCACCACGGCCUGCAAUGCGGCCGGCGCGGCCGGCAGCCCCCAGAUGGGCGGCCUGGCGGGGAUGGGGGUCUUCGGCAUGGGGCUGGACGGGGGCGAGGACUACAGCUACUCCAACCAGAGCACCUUCAUCCAGAGGCAGUUCGGGGCCAUGCUGCAGCCCGGGGUCAACAAGUUCAGCCUGCGCAUGUUCGGCUCCCACAAGGCGGUGGCUCUGGAGCAGGAGAGGCUGAAGUCGGCCGGCACCUGGAUCAUACACCCCUACAGCGACUUCAGGUUCUACUGGGACCUGCUAAUGCUGCUGUUGAUGAUGGGGAACCUGAUCAUCCUGCCUGUGGGCAUCACCUUCUUCAAGGACGAGAACACGCCCCCCUGGAUCAUCUUCAACGUGGUGUCGGACACGCUCUUCCUGGUUGACCUGGUGCUCAACUUCAGGACCGGCAUCGUCAAGGAGGACAGCACGGAGAUACUGCUGGAUCCACGGGCCAUCCGCCAGCGCUACCUGAAGAGCUGGUUCCUGGUGGACUUUGUGUCCUCCAUCCCGGUGGACUACAUCUUCCUGAUGGUGGACCUGGAGGCCCGGCUGGACUCGGAGGUGUACCGGACGGCCCGGGCGCUGCGCAUCGUCCGCUUCACCAAGAUCCUCAGCCUGCUGCGGCUGCUGCGCCUCUCCCGGCUCAUCCGCUACAUCCACCAGUGGGAGGAGAUCUUCCACAUGACCUAUGACCUGGCCAGUGCCAUGGUGAGGAUUGUCAACCUGAUAGGGAUGAUGCUGCUGCUGUGCCACUGGGACGGCUGUCUCCAGUUCCUGGUGCCUAUGCUGCAGGACUUCCCCUCUGACUGCUGGGUCUCCAAGAACAACAUGGUGAACGACACCUGGGGCGUGCAGUACUCCUACGCGCUGUUCAAGGCAAUGAGCCACAUGCUGUGCAUCGGCUACGGCGCCCAGGCUCCCGAGGGCAUGACGGACGUGUGGCUGACCAUGCUCAGCAUGAUCGUGGGCGCCACCUGCUACGCCAUGUUCAUCGGACACGCCACCGCCCUCAUCCAGUCGCUGGACUCGUCCCGGCGCCAGUACCAGGAGAAGUACAAGCAGGUGGAGCAGUACAUGUCCUUCCACAAGCUGCCUGCGGACGUGAGGCAGAAGAUCCACGAGUACUAUGAGCAUCGCUUCCAGGGCAAGAUGUUUGACGAGGAGAACAUCCUGGGAGAGCUGAGCGACCCGCUCAAAGAAGAGAUCGUCAGCUUCAACUGCCGCAGCCUGGUGGCCAACAUGCCGCUGUUUGCCAACGCCGACCCCAACUUCGUGACGGCGGUGCUCAUCAAGCUCCGCUUUGAGGUGUUCCAGCCGGCGGACUUCAUCAUCCGCGAGGGCACGGUGGGCCGCAAGAUGUACUUCAUCCAGCACGGCCGCGUCGGCGUGCUCGCCCGCGGCAACCGGGAGACCAAGCUGAGCGACGGCUCCUACUUUGGAGAGAUCUGUCUGCUGACACGGGGUCGGAGGACGGCCAGCGUCCGGGCGGACACCUACUGCCGGCUGUACUCGCUGAGCGUGGACAGCUUCAACGAGGUGCUUGAGGAGCACCCCAUGAUGCGGCGCGCCUUCGAGACCGUGGCGGUGGACCGACUGGACCGCAUCGGCAGGAAGAACUCUCUCCUCCUGCGGAAGUCGUCCCAGGGCGGUUCGCUGGCAGGGGGCAGUAUAGGCCGGGGCGGGGGUCGUGGUGGAGGGGGCCCCGGGGCCGGAGCAGGCCUGGCCAUGGGGGGCCUGGGAUCCUGCGACAGCAUGCUGGUGCAGCAGAUCGUCAAACACGACAGCAUGCCCGCCAUGCAGGAGGCCAUCGCUGCGGCCGCCGCGGGACGGGGCGGGGCCCUGGGGGGAAGUGGCAGCGUGUCCCCCAGGCCCCGGCCCGUGAUCUGGGCCCCGCUGGUACACGCUCCCCUGCAAACCGCAGCCGCCACCACUAACGUAGCCAUCGCCCUCAUGCACCAGCAGCAGCAGCAGCAGCAGCUACUGCAGCAGCAGCAUGCGCUAGGUGGGGCAAUAUUCCUGCCUUCCCCUCUAAUCUCUCCUUCCCCCUCCUCUUCGUUCCCCAUGUCUCCGCCCCGCGGCCCCGGGCUGCAUCCCCUCCGGCCCUCUGUCAGCUCCCUCAUCGGGAUGAUAGGGGUGGGCGGGUUGGGAGGCCUGUCCCAAAGAGGGGGGUUCCCUGGCUCCCCCUCACAGAUGGGCACUCCCCUCUGCGGGGGGCUGACAUCCCCGCCGGUGGCUCAAGCCCCCAGCGCCGCUUCUCCAAUGAUGCCAACGGCUCACCUGGGAAGGACGCAUCAUUACAGCCUCCGCCUCCAGUCUGACAAUCCCUCGAUGAUUGGUGGACCUCCUGGAACGCCCACAAGCGGAGGGGCCACCACUCCUCCGCUGUUCAAAGUAGCAACAAACAACCCUCCCGCCGUGCCGUGUGCCCCUCCCGACAGCAGCGGCUACACCGUUAGCCAGCAGGGCGCUAAGGAAGCACUGCUACGUCACGGAGGAGCCGGCUCUCAGGGCCUGCCCGCCCUGGGUCGGCUCACCAAGGAGGCCAGGCUGCUGUCGGCCUCACAGCCCACUCUGCCUCACCGCUCCUGGGUCGGGGUUCAUCCUCAUCCCCCUCUGCACCGGAAGGCUUCUGGGGGCAACCUGCUGCCGCCCCCUUUCUUGGUGGGCGGACUGGCCAGAGGCGGCAGCGCAGGCAUUCUGAGCUUUAAUUCAAACGCUUCACAACUGCCAUUGGCUGUGCCUCCCUUUGGCGGUCCCCGGGCCCAGAGCAUAGCCCUUAUUCAGCCCCCAGUAUGCAUCACUGCACCUGUCCACCCCUACGCCGACCCCCACUGCGCCCCCAUGCCUGCACACCCCGCCACCAUCAUGGGCACGGCCAUGCCCACCACGGCAGUUCCCUUACCUUGCUCUCCCAAGCCAACUCCCCUCUCCCCGGCCGGCCCCGCCCCCACCCCCUCCACCCCCCCCGCCGUGCUCUCGCCGACCCCCCGGCCAAAGCCUGGUCCUCCUAUUCCUUCUCGCGCCUCCUCUCCCCCGUGCAGCUCCACGCCUCAUCCAUCCUCGAGCCCAGUGCCUUGCCCCAAGCCCAUCCCUCCACCCUCCCCGCGCUCCUCCUCCCCCUCUCCCUGCUCCACCCCUCCUCCUCCGCUGCCCUCCGUCCCUACCCCCGCCCCCAUGCCUCCAACCUAUGGGGCGAGGUCACCGCUCACCAGCUCCUCUCCCCCCUCCUCCCCCCCAGCCUGUCCCCAGAGUCCCAGGGCCAAAGCCUCCCACACGCCUCCCCCCCCGUCUCCCCUGUCCGGCCUUAGUCCCGCUCAGACUCCCACCCCCCCUCCCACCCCGCCCCGUCCACACACCCCUACGUCCACCCAAAUGCCCCCUCCUGUCUCCGCCCUACCCCCUGGCCCCCCUAGCUCCGCUCCGUCCCUGGGUGCCGGUCAGAGCCUGAACCCAGCUCAUGCUACCCCUCUAUCCCCCUCCCCACACCCAGGUCAAUCUCCCAUCUCUCCCCCCGUCCAUCUCUCUGCCCCCGCUUCACCUAGGGCUUUGACCCCCAGCUCAGCCCUUGCCCCUUCCCAGAUGCCAAGACAGUCCCCGACCCAGAUGCCCUCAAUGAGCCCGGUUCCAGCCCCCAACCCUUCGGCUACAGCUACUAGACCCCCCAGUAAAAUAAAGUUCUCAGUGCAUCCCGUGCUUCAGUCUCCUACCGGGCCUUCGCCUGCUGCAGGCAAUGCUGCAAAACAACCUGAAGCAACCCCCAGCGCUGCUAACUCCAACCCCAUCAACACCACUGCCACCACCACCGCCACCACCACCACCACCCCCACCACCCCCAACACGUCUGCGGUCCAUGCUGCAUCCUCCUCCAAUACCCCCAACCAAGCGCCGACCACCACUGCUAUUCCGACCCAUUCUCCAAAACUCGGUGCACACCCUGCACACACUGCCCACAGCGCUCAGCCACCCGCCCAGCCACCUGCUGCGACCUCCCACGGAGCAGCCCUCCCCCAGGCAGCCGGUCCCCCGGCCGCCACCCAGACCGGCUCCCACAACACUGCCAAGAAAGACCCAGAGCUGCCUCUGGCCAGGAAGGACUCUGAGGGACUGAGACACAAACUCGCUGCCAACAUGUAGAGGAGAAGGAGAGUGGAGGGAGAGAGCCAGCAGGUCCCAGCGGAGCUCAUGAACUGGUUUUGUAGGGGCUCUGGGUUUUGUAGGGGCAGCUGUUUAGCAGAGCAGUUGGGGUUUACAGGUGUUUAAAGCUGUUUUCUGUACCCCUUUCUGUUGGAGAUGAACAUUACUUGAUGAGACGGGUUACCGCAUCAUUGACAUGUUGUAUCUGACUCACAAUCACAGACUGAAUGUGAUUCGUCCUAAGUGAUGAGAACAACAGGUGUUUGUGAGAUUCUUGACGAAGCAAUCAAUCCAGUAAGAUGCUAUAUGUAUAUUUAGCAGGGCAGUCUAGGGUAGGGUUAAAGGUUGAAUCAAAGUGUAAUCAUAUCUGUGAUUGUGGAGGAAGGCAGGGGAGCUGAAGGGGAAAUGACAUCACAGCACAGAUGUAGGCUAAAGCAAUAGCUGGGAGUCAGGAGAGACGGUUGUAUAUCUGUGCAUUUUCUUAAUCAUAAAAAACAAUAAGCUUUUAGUCUUAUGAGACACUGAGAAAAAAAGGUUUAGGGUAUUAUCAGAUAGCAGAAAAAGAAAAGAACACAAUCUUGUUUUAAAAAGAAGAGUGUCACUACAUUCCUCAUGCAGCUAAUCAGCAGAUACUUCCAGGUUUCCAGCUCCGCCCCCUCUCGCUUCCCAUUGCUCACCAAGGUGUAAUACUUUAUCACCGGAUCAAUAGCUAUAAGGUUGUAUUGAAUUAUUACUGUGAAGUUGUUCUCAUAGCAAUCCAAACUAUUAGCAGCAGUUCUCUCGUAGUUUUGUUGUUCCAGAUGCGUGGUGUUUAGCUUUUUUCGAGUAAGACAAAAAAAGUCUUAAACCUUCAUGGUCACACUGCAAAAAAAACUGUUUAAAGAAGGAUGUGUUUUUGUGUCACAUUUAAUAUUGCUCCUUUGUACAUUGUGGCUUUGAGUUAUAUGUGCUCCACCUCACUCCUUGUAAAUAAGUUAAAGUCUGUGUUCGCCUCCUCCUUCCACACUUUGUCUUUCCCUCUCUGCCAUCUUGGCCUAUUUUCAUCUCUUUAUCAGGGUUGAAAAUCACUCCAUUCCUCUCACCUGUUUUUGUUUUUGUGUUGUUUUAUUAUGGCCACGUGCUCAGUUCCAGCCCCCUCCUCUUGUAUGUCAAUCCGCCGCGCCCUUUGUGGGAGCUCCAGUAAUGUUUGGUGUUUUGUGUGGUAGCUACCUGUUCCUAAAUUAACCCCUUGAUACCACGUUGCCUAGACUUUACAUUCAAGGACAAAAUCUUUAUUUUAUAUUUAUCUCAGCAUUAGCUUUGGAGCAAACCUACGCCUAAACAACGCUAUUAGAGAAAGAUGAUGACGUUGGUGCAAAUCAUUAGGAUGACAUAGUUUGAAAAAGAGAAAAAACAUACUUGAUGAGGAUGUUGCCGAGGAUGGUGAAGACAGCUGUAUAUCUGUGGUUGUAAGAAUAAAGCAGAUUUAUUGUUGACUAUGUGCUUA